GACGACGACCUUGAAGAUGAAAGCAGGACCCCUUUUCCGAAUAUAACCGUAACUGGGCGCUCAAUAUCAGCUAGUAGAGGUACUGCACCACCUGGAAAUCCGAAUGUUGGAACAUCUACUAGGAUGAUGUCUCCGUUCUUACCACCAGAUGUAGUCGUAGACAAGAGAGUAAUGAAUCUGCCGUAUAAUACCAAUGUCAAUGCAGGUAAUUCUCAAGAACAUGCAUUAUUAAGGCUCAACUUUCAGUGGUCAUUGAUUGAGGUUGGUCACUGAGAUCGAAGAGGGGGCCCCUUGAGAGAACAGAGGAAAACGAAGGGAGAAGGGGAAAGCUUUGGAGGUGGCCCCUUCCGUUCAGCAUCAGUGGCCCCUGACUGCUGGCCUUUAAAUGCAACGGCUACUGGUGCAACGUUAUCAUCGACUAGUUGCACAACGCAGAAAGAUGUAGGGGAUGAAUCUCCUCCAACUCCAACAAGUAGCGAACGCGAAGGGACAAAUAGGAGACGUGUCCCACUGUCCUCAAGCUCACAAUCACU
This is a messenger RNA of Amoebophrya sp. A25, 533 nucleotides long. The record is from the annotation of a GenBank genome assembly. NCBI's taxonomy places the organism in Eukaryota, Dinophyceae, Syndiniales, Amoebophryaceae.